Mirounga angustirostris (Northern elephant seal) is the source of this 2345-nucleotide messenger RNA. RefSeq names its product claudin 2 (gene CLDN2). Gene Ontology annotation, cellular component: bicellular tight junction; plasma membrane. The transcript has a single exon. Gene Ontology annotation, molecular function: structural molecule activity. The record is from RefSeq and is a predicted model, not a curated record. NCBI's taxonomy places the organism in Eukaryota, Metazoa, Chordata, Mammalia, Carnivora, Phocidae. The coding region runs from base 140 to 832 and encodes 230 amino acids. Gene Ontology annotation, biological process: bicellular tight junction assembly; calcium-independent cell-cell adhesion.
CACUUGUAAGGAGGAGAGAAAUCGGCCCGCUUGGAGACACUCUGAAAUGAGGGAUUAGAGGCCAGGAUCCAAGGAGCAAGAACCACAGCCCGAAGGCAAGGGAGCAGGCCCCAACCACGCUACUGCUGAGAGGUCUGCCAUGGCCUCUCUUGGCCUCCAACUCGCGGGCUACAUCCUGGGCCUCCUGGGCCUGAUGGGCACCCUGGUGGCCAUGCUGCUUCCCAGCUGGAGAACGAGCUCCUACGUCGGUACCAGCAUCGUGACGGCGGUUGGCUUCUCCAAGGGCCUCUGGAUGGAGUGCGCGACACACAGCACGGGCAUCACCCAGUGCGACAUCUACAGCACACUCCUAGGCCUGCCUGCCGACAUCCAGGCCGCCCAGGCCAUGAUGGUGACAUCCAGUGCGGUCUCUUCGCUGGCCUGCAUUGUCUCUGUGGUGGGCCUGAGGUGCACAGUCUUCUGCCAGGACUCCCGCGCCAAGGACAGAUUGGCGGUGGUGGGCGGAGUCUUCUUCAUCCUCGGAGGCCUCCUGGGCUUCAUCCCGGUUGCCUGGAAUCUUCAUGGGACCCUGCGGGACUUCUACUCCCCGCUGGUACCUGACAGCAUGAAAUUUGAGAUCGGAGAGGCUCUUUACCUGGGCAUUAUUUCCUCCCUGUUCUCCCUGGUGGCUGGAAUCAUCCUCUGCUUUUCCUGCCCAUUCCAGGGAAAUCGCUCCAACUACUACGACUCCUACCAGACCCAGCCCCUCGCAACUAGGGGCUCCCCAAGGUCUGGUCAGCCGCCCAAAGUCAAGAGCGAGUUUAACUCCUACAGCCUGACAGGGUAUGUGUGAAGAACCAGGGGCCAGAGCCUGGGUGGGGGGCGGGGGCUGGGUCUGUGAAAACCAGUGGACAGCGCCCGCACCCCCAUCCCCCGGGGCCACAGGUGAGGGACAUGGUGCUGCUGAGGAAAGACUGACUUUGGCCGCUGGAUCAAGGGAAGGCCGAAACCGGAACGGGUGUGACGGCACGCAGGCUGGAUCGUCAGGAUGCUUGCCGAGCCAACCUUUCUGUUUCCUUCACCUUGCCCACGGCCCUGCCACCUCCCCCCAGCCCGAGUCCCCAGCCCUAACUCCAAACUCCACCCCUUAGCCUAGGCCAUGCCACAGAGGCUCCUCUCGGCCUUUCGGCCUUUCGCUUGACCCGCAGUCCGUCCCCAAACCCACGCAUUAAUUACCUCCCACUGACUAACCCUCUCUGUGAUCAAAGACCCUCCCUCUGGCUCACGCUGGCUCUUAGCUCAUUGCUGGGGUGGGGUGGGGGGAAGGAGGAGUGGUGGCUGUUAUGGGCACGGCUCUCACCAACCUCCCAAGCUUCUCUCCAAAGAAACUGCUCGGCCAGUAAUGGAGCCCAGAGCCUCCAUCCCGUUGUUGUUAUGACUCCACAGUGUUCGGACUGGUUUGUGCGUGGACUGAAAUAAAACCACCCCGCGGUACCGAGGGAACAGAGAACAACUGGGUGCAGGAUGAGAGCGAGGGAAGGCGGCCAAGGACCAAAAAAAGACCUGACUCACGGGCCCGGGGCAUUUCCUGGAAUUCCCUCCCACUGCGGCUUGGGGAUCUAGCCACCCCCGCUCCUGCUAGGGGAAAGCACAAAGAAAGAAGAUAGGGUGGGUAGCUCAAGGCAGCAGUGGAUGCUGAUUCCGCUGAGGAACUGCCUCAGGAGCUGCAGCCCCAACUUUCACUGAAGCCCCUGCCUCCCUCUGACCUGACCCCCUGCUAAGAAACAAGACUGCUGGUCCUACAAGGUGGUUUCCUUAGGGAGGGGAACCUGGCUUUUCUAGAGAUGGCUCUUGGCUGGGGGAUGACUGCAUGGGAGCCUUGGGGCUCCUUAGCGGAGACCACUCCUUGGUGUUGCCCGAGAAAGAAUAAGAACUAGGGUCUCUAAGAAGCUGGGUGGGCAUGUGAGGUGGCUCCAGUGGGUGUUUCUAUCGGGCAGAGAGAGGCGGCUUCCCCAGACGGUCUUCAGACCUAAUAGAAAAGCAGCCCGAAGCCUGCAAUCAGUCCCCCGGGGUCUCCCCACAGAGCACUACAGAACCUCUGAGAGACGACAGCAGCCCCCGGUGGGCCCCCUGUCACCCUUCAGAUGUGCCCUGCCAUCCUUCGCCAGACACCUCAGAGUUGCUAGAAGGCAUCUGAGGGCUUUGGCAUGGAACAAUAAUGCCCAAGGAGCUGUGGCCCCGAUCUGAGCGACAGCUGAGCCGCUGCCUGGAAGUUCAGUUGCGGGGUGGGGGGUGGGGGGACGGUGGAGAAUGUCUCCCAGGCAGAGAGUUCCAGCUCCAAGGUGUGGAAAUGCUCCAUUUCCCCG